ACACUGUGAAUCGAUCAAAGAUAUUCCUGAUAGUACAGCGCCCUCGAUUCAUGAUCCUAUUACAAGAUAUCGAAAUUCAUAUCUCAAUGGAGGAGGCGGAUCUGGUAAAACAACACGUGGAAUUCGAGUCUAUCAAAGUGUAAGUAUGAUUGUCUUUACACAUACGAAUGCAUUAGCUAAAGAUUUUCGAGAUAAACGUAAUGUAAGAGCCCAAACCUGGCAUAGUUUCUUUAGAUGGAAUGGCGUAGGAGAGUGGACACCUGAACGUAUGGGAGAGAAGAAAUUUCCACGAGUUGUUAUUUGGGAUGAGAAAUGUCAAGUAAUCUGUUGUGGAGAUGAUGCACAACCUCCGCCAUUCUUCGGAGAAAUGCCACAUAAUUGGUUAAAAGAGCGCGCCGAUUAUUAUGAAGAAGUUUUAACUGAUUAUCGUGCAAAAUGUCCCAAAUUACGUGAACUCAAAAAAGGCAUGCGUCGCAAAAAUAAUCGAAUACAAUCAAAAUUAUUUCGAGGAAUUCUCCCAACUAUAGAAAAAUGGGAAC
Molecule: messenger RNA, 539 nt
Organism: Ambispora leptoticha
Lineage: Eukaryota; Fungi; Glomeromycota; Glomeromycetes; Archaeosporales; Ambisporaceae
Source: the annotation of a GenBank genome assembly